AUCAAUAGAUAGUUGUGGAAAGAAAAGAGACAAGACUAGCAUUUCAGUAGCUACGGAAUAUUGAAAGUACAACAUGUUUCCUAAGAUAACCUAAUCAUAUUUGUAAUAAUAAGACUGAUGUUUUAUGCGUGCCAGGUGUUAAUCUGAGUGCAAUAUGAAAGUAUAGAUUGUGUGUGUAGUGAGAAGGAACAUUGUUGAAGAAAAUGGGAAGAAGACCAUGCUGUCCCAAAGAGAUCAACAAAGGUGCUUGGUCUCGAGAAGAAGAUGAAACCCUCUCCAAAUAUGUUGCCAUCCAUGGAGAAGGAAAAUGGCAGAAGGUUGCCCAAAAUGCAGGUUUAAAGCGAUGUGGAAAAAGCUGCAGACAAAGGUGGCUGAACUAUCUCAAGCCUGGUAUAAAAAGAGGUGACAUAUCAGUGGAUGAAGAAGAUAUGAUUAUCAGACUUCAUCGUCUUCUUGGUAACAGAUGGGCAUUGAUAGCAAAGAGGCUACCUGGACGAACAGACAAUGAAAUCAAGAACUACUGGAACACCAAUCUGUCAAAGAAGUUACAGAAACAUGGUACACCAUCAUUAUCUGUUUCUUCACCUGAACACAAACGUCAUGAAGAAGAGAAGAUCAAGCAAGUUCAUGUCGCACCGGAAGCUCCACGCCCUAGGAGAGUCAGUGCAGUUGAAUACAGUAAAAUUGUGGAAAAUAAUAGGUGUAGUCCCUCAAAUAAAGUGGAGGGUAGUAGUGAUGAAGCUUCUUUGAGUGAUUUCCUGAUCGAUAUUGAUCAAAGCCAUUUGUUGAUUGGUGAUGAUUCAAACUCAAAGGUCCCACAAAUGGAGGAAGAGCACAACAACAAACAGGUAGGCUUAAUCAACAGUCCUAGCUCAUCAUCACCUUCUGAUCAUUGUCACCAUCUCUUGGCAGAGAAAUUUGACCCUCUGGAGACCCUCUUGGAUGUUGAACUCAAGAGAAUGGCUUCCUUUCUUGGACUUGAAAAUGAUUGAUCAAGGGAUUUUAUUUAUUGCACUGAGAUGAAAAAGGUCAAGUACUUAGAGAUCAAGUGUUAUAGAUAAAUAUGCCAUCUAUAUAUGGAACGCCUAACUAAGCAUCUAGCUCUAGCUAGAUCUUCACACGAAUCCAGGGUUUCUUCUCUUUUUCCUUUUCCUUUUCCUUUUCCCUCUCUACUUACUUGGAUUGUGAACUCACGUACGAACCCUUGUGUUCCUCCAAAAUCAAUAACAUUAUUCCAACUAGACAGUACAA
Molecule: messenger RNA, 1251 nt
Organism: Vigna angularis (adzuki bean)
Lineage: Eukaryota; Viridiplantae; Streptophyta; Magnoliopsida; Fabales; Fabaceae
Product: transcription factor WER
Exons: 3
Coding region: 204-992 (262 amino acids)
Source: RefSeq, a predicted model, not a curated record